Molecule: messenger RNA, 6183 nt
Organism: Acipenser ruthenus (sterlet)
Lineage: Eukaryota; Metazoa; Chordata; Actinopteri; Acipenseriformes; Acipenseridae
Product: autism susceptibility gene 2 protein-like
Exons: 19
Coding region: 984-4685 (1233 amino acids)
Source: RefSeq, a predicted model, not a curated record
GAGCAGUUUUUUAAAAAGUGUUUAAUAAAGCUCACUUCCUCUUUGCAGGGGUGGCGGAAGUACGUCAGUUGCAUCAGCACUGAGGGGUUUGCUGCACCGACUCUCCAGUUUCAGUGUAGAGGAGACAGUGAAGAGAGCAGAUUUUAAUCACCUCUGUCUCUUUAAGAACAUUCAUCAAACCUUUAGGAUUAAAAGCAAAGGAGAAAAUCUUCCGAUUCUACGAGCAGACUGACAACCACGGACCGAUUAAGAGAAUGGAUUUAUAAAACUUCCAGGCCGGGAAUAAGCGCUUUCAGGGGGAGGGAGAGAAUGGAUGGGGUUUAAUGCUAAUCGGGUGGAUUUAAAUAAAUACAUAACAUAAAACGUGAAUAAUAUGCAGAAGACUCGGGAGAUUCCAGCGUGCGUGUGAGUGUUUUUUUUUUUUUUUGGUUUGGUUUGGUUUGAAAAUGAGUGCAACUUGGAGCGAUGAGAAAUGAUUAACAGCUGAAACUUGCAGAUCAUGUAAAGAAGUGGACAUUGACGGAACAUCAAUAUUGAAUCUAUGUAUAACAAACAGAAUCCGCACGGAUGUUUUCUGUUUUCGUGGGAUCUGGAUCUGUAUUGAAAAACAAGGAGCAGCAAUGUGAUUUUUUUUUUUCGUUCUCCGUAACAUGCAUGUGUUUUAAUUGUGUGUUUUGCCAUUGCACAAAGUUGCAAAGCGAGUGAUAUUUUGUUGCAGUUUGGCACCUGCCCGGUGGAAGAAGGCAUCGCUGGUUUUAUUUGGGUUUCCAGGAGUAUUUGGAUCGCUGAAGGUCUGCUUUGGCGGAUUAUUUGGAAUCGUGUCUGUAAUAUUUUCGGGAGAUUCGGAUUCAAGGUCAUUCUGUGGAAUUGUGCGUGUUUGUUUUGUUUUUUUUUCGUGGAAUUUGCGAGCGGUUAUUUUCUCUUCUUCGAAGGGUAAACCAACCGCAAUUUUAUCAUCUUAUUUUAUAGUAAAUAAUUUAUAAAUGGAUGGUAAAAUGAGGCAGAGCCGGAGAUCCAGGUCUCAAAGGGACCAGGUAAGGAGAAGGGAGUCUGCUAGCACGGAUGCCCGCAAUCAGAGUCCUUCCUCCGGCUCUGACAGGGACGAGAGUCCCGGCAGGGAACAUGCUUCACAAAAUGGGAAAAAAACUCAAAAUGUGUCUGCUUCUGUCCGUGCCCCCCGGCCCCCGAGGAGGAAGAGAAGGGAAUCCGGCUCUCAAGAGGAGGUUAUUAUUGAUGGUUUUGCCAUAUCCAGUUUUAUCACGCUGGAGUUCUUGGAGAAGGACCUCGCUCUCAAGCCCCAGGAGCGGCUGCUUGUGAAGAAGCGGAGGGGGCUGGAGAACGGGGGGACAGCGGAGCCAGCUCAGAACGGACACCUCGACGGAUACGGGAGCACCGAGAGAGAGCAGGACCGGGGCAAGAAGAAAGUGCCGCUCAAGAAAUCCAAGCAGAUGAAGGGAUGCUUGACCCAGACCAGCAAGAACAGCGAGGAAGACCCUCUGCAGGAGCUCACAGGACCCCAUCUGAGUGAGAGUUCCACUCACUGCUUUUCAGGACAUGGCUACUCGUGUGACAGCGAAAGCGACGUCGAUGAUAAGGCAUCUGAUGUAGGAUCAGAGAAGCUCUUCUCCCCCACACUAAGUAAAGGUCUGAACUCGAAUGAAAAUCUUGAAUCGAAGAUAUCAAGCUCGACCAAAGUCUCUGGGCUCCAGCGUAGCCAGGAGCAGAGCACAGAGGUUCCCUUUGUGCCUCCUGCGCCCAGCCCCAUCCCCGCCUCCCCUCCCGCUGCAUCCUCACUGCCCACUGCUGCUGCCGCCAGCACUGCGGCUCCCCCGCCCAGCACCAGAGUCCGCAGCCCACCUCCGCCUGUGAAGAAGGCAGCAGCCGUCCGACUGCCAACCCCAUCCCCGCUGCCCGCCCAAUCACAACCUCAGACAGAGCUCCGAGCUCCGCCCCCUCAGGUCCACGCCCCGCCCAUAUUCAACCACCAAGUGCAUCACCAGCUGCAACAUUACAACAGUCUUAAUAAUAUCAGCAGCAGAAGCAGCAGCGCGAGCAGUGCGGCCAGCGCCAGCCUCCCGAAACACCACCUCCCCCCCUCCCCCCAUUUCGCUGGCCACCCCUCGUCCAAUCCCGCCCUGCCGCUGUCCAUUGCCAGCCUCGCUACCUCGCACUAUUCGCUGCGACCACCGCCACACCACCAUCCGGCCAUGUUCGCAACCCCAGCUACACUGCCACCACCUCCAACCUUACCAACAAACAGUCUCGUGGUCCCAGGGCACCCCUCGGGGGCCGGCUUUCCAGAGCAUGGCCUGCUGCGGCAAGAGCUGAACAACCGCUUCCUGGUUCAGAGUUCAGAGCGGAGCGGCGCAGCAACCUCCCUGUCUCUACUGAGAGCUGAGUUUCACCAACACCAGCAUACGCACCAGCACCAACACACCCACCGACACACCUUCACGCCCAUUCCCGCCAGCAUUGCUCCGCCCACUGCACCGCCCGUGCUGCCUACCCCACCCCGAAAUUUCGAUAAGUACGCUCCCAAACUAGACAACCCAUUCCUGCGGCACUCGAGUUUCUACCCAUCGUACCCGCAAACCAUGUCCGGAAUGCCUCCCCUGCUCCCCCAUACAGGUCCUUUCAGCUCUCCCCACGGAGCCUUCCAGCCUUCCAAGGCCUCGAACCCUCUGGAUGUAGCGGGUCGACCGGGCGGUGUGCCCCACACACUCCUGCAGAAAGACCCACGGGUAUCGGAUCCCUACAGAACACCUGUCAGAAAACCUGGUAAAUGGUGCGCUGUUCACGUGCAAAUCGCCUGGCAAAUCUAUCACCACCAGCAGAAAAUGAAGCAAAUGCAGGUGGAACCUCACAAACUGGACAUGAACGGGAAGCUGGACCUGUUCAGCCGGCCCCCAGCCCCAGGCGUCUUCCCAGGGUUCCCCUAUCCCCACGACCUGGCCAGACCCCUCUUCUCCUCCACAGGAACGGGUCACCCAGCGGCUGCUUCUCCUUAUGGACACUCCCCCCACCACAGCAGCUUCCUGCCUACCGGCCACCUGGCAGGUAAGUAUCCUUUCAGUCGCUCCAGUAGCUUUGGCAGCCUUGGCAGCCUCGGAACCAGUGCCUUCGGAGGAUUAGGCAACCCCUCGAUCGCUCCCAGCUCUGUUUUUGGACACAAAGAAGGCCACGGCCUACCUGGCUUCAGCAGCCCCCACCACGACACGUGGAACCGCCUCCAUCGGGCCCCACCCUCCUUCCCCACCCCGCCCCAGUGGCCAAAGGCAGCCGACGUGGAACGCAGCUCCUCAGUGACCAAUCACGACCGGGAGAGGGAUAGAGAGCCAGAGAAACGGGACUCCUCCAUCGGCAGAGAGGAGAGAGAUAAGGACAGGUCAGUAUACAUGACUGACGCUGGCAUGCACAGAAGGGAGUCCCCUCUUUAUCAAUACAACAGAAGGGAUUCCCUGGAUAAGAACCGCCACUCCAACAGGUCGUCCCCGGCAUCCGCCCCGGGCAGCUACCAGAUCAGCAGCCUCAUCCGCAGCAACAGCCAGACCUCCAGCGACUCCAGCAGGCAGCACAGCAGCAGCACCGAGCGCAGCCGGGAGCCAGAGCGGGAGCUCCUGGAGCGGCAGAGGGAGUCGGCGCUCACGGGAGACAUCAAGGUGAAGGAGAGCCGCUCGCCGGGCAAGGAGAUGCCCAUCCAGGAGAUGACCAAGCCGGCCCACCAGCCGCCCUCCCCCUACGGCAAGCCCAUCCUGACAGACGCGGGGCUCAAGCUGAAAGACGGGGAGAGGAAAGCGGGGGAGCCGCCCUCGGCGGAGCUGCUCCACAAGGUGAAGAACGACGUGAAGAUCAAAGAGGAGAGGAAGGAGGACCAGGAGGUGAUGGUGGUGAGCAUGGAGCCGCCCCCCUCCCAGCCACCACCCCAGCAGCAGCACCUUCACCAUCAGCCCCCACGCUGCACGGAGAUGCCUUCCCCUGCCUCUCUCCACGGGGUUCACCUGCCCCACUCCAUGCCUCUCUCUAUGAGCGGGGUGCACCAAGUCAACAGCCUCAGUGCCCUGGACCGCGCGCGGAUGGCCCCCUUCAUGGGAAUCAACCCCCUGGUUCCCGGGAGAGACCGCGUGCCCCCUCCCGGCUUCACCUGGGACCCCCUCCGCGACCCCCUGAGGGAGGCGUACCGCAACCUGGACCUGCAGAGGCGGAUGGACUUCCAGCUGCGGGCGGAGCAGAGCCACCGCUUCCCUGCGAUGUUCGAGCCCGAGCGAGGCUACAGGGACCGGGAGCCCCACGAGUACUCCCACCACGAGCACCUGCUGGAGGCGCGGGCGCGGGAGCACGAGCGGCUCCGACAGGCUGAGGAGAGGGAGAGGAUGCACCUCCGCGAGGAGCUGGACCGGGCGCGGCUGCACCAGCUUCACCAGUCCCCCAUCGAGGGCCACCUGCCCCACAUACCACCCUUCAUGUCCCCCCUGGGCGGUAUGCAUUACCACAGACUGAGCCCCUCGGCCGCCCACAACGGAAUGCUAAACAGGACCCCACCCACUGCCGCCUUGAGCGCCCCUCCGCCUUUAGUGUCUGCGGGCAUCCCCAGACCUGCCUCCCCCCGAAGGACUACCCCCCUCACUGCCUCCGAGCCCAGGGACUACUCCCCGUCACGCAAACCCAAAGAAGUGGAAGCUCGAUAGCUUCAACCUAACACACACACGCGCGCACGCACACACACACACGUACAAAACUGACCUUUCCAAAUAGAAAUGCACUGCUUUUGAAAAAAAAAGAGAGAGAAAGAGAAAAAAACAGAACUGUACAUUUGUAAAACCGAAGAAGCACACGACUUGCUUUGUUUUUUUUGGGGGGGGGGAAGGGAGGUCAGGAUAGGAGGGGGUUAUAAAAAAUACAAAUACAGUUAAUUUUCUGUACCAAUUUUUAAAUUUGAGAUUAAUAUAUUAAUCAGAUUAGAUAUUUGUCACGUGCGAGGUGGGAUUUUGAAAUAACAAGUUUGGAUGUUUCUUUUUCUCUUCCCUUGUGACAAAGUUGUUUUUAUGGAUUUGUAUAUAUAUUAUUUUUAUUUCCUUUUUGACCAGAUUAAGUCCAUUAGUUAGAAGAUCUUCAGUCUCCUUGUUUGUAUUAUUUAUCACAGGUGACUGUGAAACGCUGAGCUGCAGGCCCACAUUUAUUUUUUACUGUGUCUGUUACCUGAAAAAUACUCAGAAAUGACAAUGUACAAAGUUACAUUACAGGAUUUUAUUUUUGCCUUAAAGAUUACGAGGUCUUUUGUUUGAGUUCUGUAUAAAAAAUAUUGUAAAGAAUAUUCUGUUGAUAUUCCUUGGGGGUGGAAAAAUAUGUGUAAAUUGAAUAGGCUUUUUAAAUGUUUAUAGAAAAAAAAAAAAAAAAACAGAACCCCUACUUCUUACCAAGUUCUGAUUACCAUGGUUACAGACGGACAUCAUGUUGGAAACUCAAUGACAGAGGAGCCCCCCUGUGUGUUUUAAUCUUCGAUCUAUGCAAAGAGCUGUUGGGGACGGGCCCAUGUGGAACAGCGGGUGGAAUGGAAAGCAUUGGAGAGAUACAAAGACUGGCAGAAACAUGGAUUCAUGGGAUUUAUUUUUUGUUAUGAAAAAAGACCAGACUACAAAUAUAUACCUGAAAUGAACAUCCUUGUAGCCCCAGAAAGUGAGGCGAGGGGGGGGGGGGGGGGAGGGAGAAGACACUGUUUGAUCGGGCGGCAGUGGACUCUGUCUGUCGACCUUGUGCUGUUGUGCGGUGUUUUUCUUAGACUCUUGUAUACGAAACAAGUAGAGUUUUAGGUGUGCAGAAAAAAAAAAAAUGAAAUAAAAGUUGGGAUCUCACAUCUAUGGUAAAGUGAAGUCCAUGAACAGAUGUUUUGUUUUGGUAUGAAGUACCUUUGGUGUGGGUUUUAUUCCGUUUUGUGGGGGUGAUUCAUCUGGAAAUCACAAACAUGAAGCAUGCAGCCUAUAUACAACGGUCUUUGAUAUAAAGUGUGUGUAAAUACGAUCGGCCCAGAAGAUCUUGUAAUUCUGGCCAGGCUUUCCCUUUAGGAAGUGUUUUUGAAGGUGUUGACGAUUAUUAACCUGGAAUAACAGUUUAUUCCAGUAACGUUUCAGACGACACGUUACUAGUGUACAUUUUCAUGUCGGGUAAUAAAAAAGGAAUUGCAAGUUU